UCUUAUCACAGAUCGCCUAUAUAUACCCCAGUUGAGUGGAUCACCAUUCACAGCAUCACAUACAAUAACAAGCAAAGACAAUUAACUGGUUUCUUACCAGCACAACAAAAAAAAAAUGAAGGGAGCAGUGAUCUCAAUGUUGGUAGCAGUCGCCAUGGUUCAGUACAUGGCGACGCCAGGAGAGGCCAUUGAUUGCGGACAAGUGAGCUCCUCUUUGGCAGCUUGCAUUCCCUUCUUGACAGGAGGGAACGCUUCUCCAUCAGCUGGAUGUUGCAGUGGAGUCAAGAAUCUGAACUCACUUGCUCAGACAACUGCUGACAGGAGAGCUGCAUGUGAUUGUAUUAAGAAAGCAGCCGCUCGCUAUCCGAACAUAAAGGACGAUGCUGCCUCUUCACUUCCUCAAAAGUGUGGGAUUGACUUCAAUAUUCCCAUCUCCAAAUCCACCGAUUGCCAGUCGUAA
Molecule: messenger RNA, 460 nt
Organism: Manihot esculenta (cassava)
Lineage: Eukaryota; Viridiplantae; Streptophyta; Magnoliopsida; Malpighiales; Euphorbiaceae
Product: non-specific lipid-transfer protein A
Exons: 1
Coding region: 116-460 (114 amino acids)
Biological process (GO): lipid transport
Cellular component (GO): membrane
Molecular function (GO): lipid binding
Source: RefSeq, a predicted model, not a curated record